AUGACGAUCUUCUGGCUCGUUGGAGCGGUUGAUUCCCUUGGAGUCAUGAGGGUGUGUCUGAGAGAGACCCUGAUAGUACGGUUCGUUCGUCCUUUGCCUGGCGGCUGGCCGCUCUCGUCUGCUCUGCUCGUUUCCGUCUGGGUUCGAAAGCCUGACAAAUUAGCGACGAGGGGCAAAUACUUUACUCGCCCCCUACAGUAGAUAACAAACGACUUUUCCUCGUGAUCAUUUGUGGGAGCCUUUUCUUAUUCCAGACCUUUCCGCUGACUCACCGCGCUCCAGAUUCCAUUCCUUGUUCACAAAAGGAUCAAUCCUUGUACAUGUACCACCUCCUC
Messenger RNA from Marchantia polymorpha subsp. ruderalis, 335 nucleotides. Lineage: Eukaryota; Viridiplantae; Streptophyta; Marchantiopsida; Marchantiales; Marchantiaceae. The record is from the annotation of a GenBank genome assembly.